CUGGACUCGAACUUGAAAUAUUGUGGCCGGUAUUUGCAAACCAACACCGGCGACAACUCCAGUGACAAGUCCCGGGGUUUUUGCGCUCAGCCUUUGUUCCUCGUUGUCGUUUUUUGUCGUCAUGUCAGUAGAAAUCAAACUUUCCCGAUCCAACCGCAUCUAUCGCCCUAAUGAAGCAGUGGAAGGCAAAAUCGUAACGAAGCUCUCUUCUUCGAUUUCUCACCAAGGCAUUCGACUCAAUGUCAACGCUUCAGUCAACUUGCAGGUUAGAGGAGGAUCAGCGGGAGUUAUUGAAUCUAUUUAUGGCGUUAUUAAGCCUAUUCCAAUACUGAAUAAGACUGUUGAGGUCCUAAAAUCUGGUAAGAUCAGCUCAGGUACUACAGAGAUUCCAUUUUCUUUCAUGUUGAAAGAUCCAGGAGAAGAACCUUUGGAAAAACUUUAUGAAACAUAUCAUGGUGGGGACAUUAGCAUUCAGUAUCUGGCAUCUGUAGACAUUUCGAGAGGAUACUUACACAAGUCUCUAUCUGCCACAGUGGAGUUCAUAAUUGAAAGUGAAAAGGAGAAUCUUCCAGAGAAACCUAUUUCUCCUGAAGUGGUCAUGUUUUAUAUCACCCAAGACACACAGAGGCAUUCACUACUUCCAGAGCUAAAAUCAGGGGGAUUCAGGGUAAGCGGUAAAAUAUGCACAUUAUGUUCUUUGUCGGAUCCUAUUGAAGGUGAGCUAACUGUUGAAGCAUCUGCUGUUCCUAUCCAAUCCAUUGACAUGCACUUGCUGCGAGUGGAGUCAAUUUUGGUCGGGGAAAAAAUAGCAACUGAAUCUUCUCUGAUACAGACAACUCAGAUAGCUGAUGGGGAUGUAUGUCGAGGCAUGGCUCUUCCCAUCUACAGUAUUCUUCCCCGCCUUUUGACUUGUCCGUCAAUCUUUGCUGGUCCAUUUUCCCUAGAGUUCAAAGUUACCAUUGUAAUAACCUUUCAGUCAGUGCAAUCGAAGUUGCAUCCAAAAUCCAAUUUCAAAACUCUUAGAUCAUGGCACGCAGCAGAAAGUGUUCCCCUUGAACUGAUUCGGACAAAGUGAGAUGCUGGGUCAGGGAUGCCGAGGUUUUUGUGUAUGUCAAUGGGUGAAAAUUCGCUUACUGAUAUUGGCUUAGGCGCCCUGAGGAUAGAAUUCUGUGUGCGAUCUUUCACCUCGAAGAUGACUAUCAAGUUCAUUUGCUCAAUGUUGUGGCCAUGAAACUAUGUUCCUGUUCUACAAGUGCAAAAUUUCCAGGAGAUACUGCAAGCGAGAAUUGCACUUCUCGAUGGACAAGGGGGGAUGUGUAGAUAUGGGAUGUGAAGAUGAGUUUGUAGAAAGUACAAGAACUUCCUACUUUUUGUUUCUUUAUGUGCACUAGCAUUUACUACUCUACACUGGAGAAAAGAUUGCUGUACACUCGGGAGCAAAAUUGCCAACUGGUUUCUUGCAAGAGAAAAGAAGCUUCACAGAGUUCUGAACCUCAUCUAUAUGUCUUCCAUAUUAGGCUAUAUAAAGUGUAGAUACAUAAUUCUUCUGAGCUAUGAUACGUACCAUCUUUCUCAUCGAUCUAAUUCAAUAAAACAAGGUAUUGAUGAAAUGUAGUAUAAACAUUCUGAAAUCACGUAAGCAGUACAGCAGUUGGACACGUGAAGAUAGGUCUUCUGUUAAUCAAUGACCAGAAAAUCUUGUGGCAAAGACUUAUUUACAUCUUAA
Messenger RNA from Nicotiana attenuata, 1726 nucleotides. RefSeq names its product Down syndrome critical region protein 3. The record is from RefSeq and is a predicted model, not a curated record. Gene Ontology annotation, cellular component: endosome. Lineage: Eukaryota; Viridiplantae; Streptophyta; Magnoliopsida; Solanales; Solanaceae. Gene Ontology annotation, biological process: intracellular protein transport. The coding region runs from base 122 to 1075 and encodes 317 amino acids. The transcript is spliced from 12 exons.